AUGGUCUUCUCGAAGCUCAAGGGCGGGAAGCCCAAUCAGGAGGCGACGGCCCACGCCCAAGAGGAAGCUCCCCAGUUCGAGCAUGUCACCUGGUACCAGGACGCAGGUCUGCGCAAGCUGUAUUGGCACGCCUUUAUUCUUUGCGUUGGCUCGGCCAGUACUGGUUACGAUGGCAUGUUCUUCAACUCGGUGCAGAACUUCGACUCGUGGAAGGAUUACUUCGACCAUCCUACCGACCACCUCCUCGGGCUUCUUGCCGCGCUCUAUCAAAUUGGCAGCUUGGGAUCCAUCCCCAUUGUCCCCUAUUUCACCGACCACUGGGGCCGACGACUGCCCAUCGUCAUCGGUGGCGUGAUCACCAUCGCAGGCGCUCUACUACAGGGCUGCUGCCAGAACAUGGGCGGCUUCAUGGGCGGCCGCGUGCUGCUCGGCUUCGGCAACUCGUUCUCUCAGAUGGCAUCGCCCAUGCUGUUGACAGAAAUCGCCCACCCACAACACAGGGCGAGACUUACUACCGUGUACAACUGUCUUUGGAACGUGGGAAGUCUGACUGUCGCUUGGGUGUGCUUUGGGACCGACUUCUUGAACAACCAAUGGUCCUGGCGUAUCCCUGCCAUUCUUCAGGCCCUCCCUUCAGUCAUCCAAAUUGUCGGAGUAUACUGUAAGCUUUUAACAAGUGACACCGAAGAGUCUUUCAACCUGCUGACUUUUGCUCGUCUAGGGGUGCCCGAGUCCCCGAGAUACCUGAUCGCCAACGACAGACUUGACGAGGCACUUACAAUCCUCGCCAAGUACCAUGCCAAUGGGGAUGCGGAUCACCCCACCGUCAAGUUCGAGUAUCGCGAGAUCAGGGACACGAUCAGAAUGGAGCGGGUCGCGAAGGAGCACAGCAGCUAUCUCGACUUCUUCCGGACCCCCGGCAACCGGUACAGGCUGAUGAUCCUGAUCUCCUUGGGUAUUUUCUCGCAGUGGUCCGGAAACGCCAUCAUCUCCAACUACACCAACAUCCUGUAUGAUAAUGCUGGGAUCACGAACUCGACGGCUAAGCUGGGCCUCUCUGCCGGAUCCUCGAUGGUGUCGCUCAUCGUUUCCAUCUCGUUUGCCCUCAUGGUUGACAAGUUCGGCCGCCGUCCGAUUUUCCUCGCCUCGACGGGAGGCAUGUUCGGCACCUUCAUCUUCUGGACCUUGACCUGCGCGCUGUACGAAGAGUACGGGUCCCCCGGCUCGAACCACGCCAUGAUCUUCUUCAUCUGGGUCUUCAACGUCGCCUACGCCAUCGCGUGGUCCGGCCUGCUGAUCGGAUACGCCGUGGAAAUCCUCCCAUACCAGCUGCGAGCCAAGGGUCUCAUGAUCCUCAACAUCGCCAUCCAGUCGGCGCUCACGCUGAACAACUACGCCAACCCCGUGGCUCUGAAGUUCUUUGAGGGGGAGACGUGGAAGCUGUACCUCAUCUACACCUGCUGGAUCUUCCUGGAGCUUUGCUUCGUUUUCUUCAAAUACGUCGAGACCAAGGGGCCGACCUUGGAGGAGCUUGUCAAGGUUAUCGAUGGUCCGGACGCCAACGUUGCCCAGCUCGACAUCCAGCAGAUCGCGAAGGAGGACCAAAUGAACGCCAACCGCGACAGCGAGACUGCCGAGGGCGUCAACACUGUCGACUACACUGCUGACAGCAAGGGAGCCCAGCGGAUUUGA
Colletotrichum higginsianum IMI 349063 is the source of this 1692-nucleotide messenger RNA. Its product is annotated as Hexose transporter. The transcript has 7 exons. Gene Ontology annotation, biological process: transmembrane transport; carbohydrate transport. The record is from RefSeq and is a predicted model, not a curated record. Lineage: Eukaryota; Fungi; Ascomycota; Sordariomycetes; Glomerellales; Glomerellaceae. Gene Ontology annotation, cellular component: membrane. Gene Ontology annotation, molecular function: carbohydrate:proton symporter activity. The coding region runs from base 1 to 1692 and encodes 563 amino acids.